This is a messenger RNA of Pogonomyrmex barbatus (red harvester ant), 10217 nucleotides long. RefSeq lists its product as uncharacterized. NCBI's taxonomy places the organism in Eukaryota, Metazoa, Arthropoda, Insecta, Hymenoptera, Formicidae. The record is from RefSeq and is a predicted model, not a curated record.
UUUUUCACCUUGUCAUCCUCUAUUUUUCUCAAUUCAUAAGUCAUUCCUGCGUGAUUUCCUUAACCGAUACAACGGCAAGAAAGUGGUGGGAAAAAUGGCGUGCGCUAUCGCACACUUAUGCGCUCCGAUUAUACGCGGUAAGAGCGCGCGAUUUCAAAACACACGCGGCCGGUCGACUCGACUUCCAGUCGAAUCGAUCCGAGUCGUUCCGAUGCUCGGCCGGAAUUCUCGCGAGUCUUGCGGCUACGUUAAUAUCUCGAAGUGCGUAUUGAUACCUAUUCAGCGGGAGAACAACCCCGCACUCCGACGCUCGCUCGAAAAUUGCGAGCGGGUAUUGGAUUUGAGUACCAUCGCUAGGCUAGAGGCGGCUGGAGGAUAGCACAGUAGGCUAGCGCGCGUGUGCCUCGCGCGCCGCAAUUACUUAAUUGCUCGUAUCUGAUUGGGCCCGCCGCGGGGGAGGGAUAACGGUGUCCUCGGUUCGUGAUUUGCGCGUCGCGCGUGCAACGUGCUUCCAUUGGCCGAGUUACCUGGGCGGCCGACGAAUCAGCCAUUCAUUUCUGGAACCCCCGCACUGCCGGCGCUAGUAAACCCCUGUGAGAGAGAGAAAGAAAAAGACAGAGAGAGGAAAGGAGCGAGAGACUAACGGCGGCGUAGUAUGAGGCGUGCGCGCGCGUCAAAGAGAGCGAGGGGGAGAGAGAGAAAGAGAGAGGACGAGUAUCGAAGUUUCGAAUGCGCUCGACAUCGAUAGCUAGCCGCCGUCGCCGCGCUGCGGCAACGCGGCGCGUCCUCGCGACAGUACGUACGAGGCCGACGCGCUCGCGUGUCGCAGAGAGAUCGUAACGGCGAGAUCGAAUCAAGGAGAAAAGAGGAGAAAACGCGAAAGGAAAGGGUGGAAAAAGAGGAAGUAGGAGCGAGCGGGAGAGAAAUAUCACCGUUACGAGACAGAACGCGUCGUGACAAAUGCCGGAUAACAGAUAAAAAAGAAAAAACAGAACAAAAGGGAGAAAGGGGAGAGAAAGAGAGUGAAGGAGAGAAGGCGGGAGGGAGAGGGAAGAAGCGAAGCGCCGAUCGGUGGUGGCCGGUCGGCGGUGGGGCGCAGGGUACGCUCUCUCGCGGUAGCUGCGUCAAGCGUCAGUGUCAAUAUGGCCGUUGACGUGAGCGCAGUGCGCGUAGAGACGUGGACGCGAUAGUAGUCUCGGUUCGAACCCUCUAACAUGAGGUAUACUGCGACCAGGAGGGACGCUUUUACGUAAUACCCGGAUAUAACGAACAUACCCGGCACGUAUCCGUAAGAUGAACUGCGCCGCGCCCGAGGCGGCCGCGACGGCGGCAGCAGCCGCCGCGAGCGGCGAUCAAGUCGGCGCGGUACAAGAUAUCAAAAACGCGAUGUUUAACAAUGAAGGAAGGUCUAAACUAAACAGUGACGACGCAAAAUCAACAAUUAUAGAAUUAUUUCCAUGGGUCUCAGAAUUUAAGAAAAUGUGCAAAUGUAUAUACGCAAACAAAAGUAUGGCUUCUUUGGCAGAGCUUAUGCAGUACUAUAUCAGGUUAUAUAUCUAUCGCGAGCUUUCUGAGGACUGUAAUAGAUCUAUUUACUUAAAUAAUAUGUCUGAUUUAUUGGCAUUGUACAUAGAUAUGGAAUUAAAGACUUCAAAAAAAAGUAAAGAAGAUCAUAAUAGAAUUUGUACAAGACUUACUUCUUGUCUUUAUGUAUAUUUAGAACAUUCCACAGAACAUUUGUUAGAUACUUUGAUAAAAAUACAAUUUAUGUGCCGGGGUUAUCACCGUAUUUUAGAUCCCAUAAUAACAAAAAUAAUUAAAAAUAUUCCAGCGCAUCCCGAAUCAAAUAUUAUGUAUAUUCGUUACCUUCUUAUUUAUUGUCUCUGGAGAAAGAUAAAUAGUGAUAUGGCCAUGAAAAGUCAAAUUAUUUCAACCGCAAUUGCCUCUCUGGGAGCACCGCCAGCAACUUUCCCACCAUGCGUAUUAGAAGAUGUAUUACCGAAAGUGCCAAAGUGUCAACUAAAUUCAGCAAAAUAUCUGAUGCAGCAAAAAUUUGACAUAAGAAAAUGCUGUGAAUUAUUUAUACAAUUCUGUAGAGAAAGCAAAGAAGGUACAUGGCAACAAAAAAGUGAAAAUACAACUACAAUUCCAAGUUCAUCGAAGAGGACUACUUCACAACUGCUGGAAGUUACAUCACGCGAAAAUAAAAAUAUACAGUGUAUUCAAAAUAAAUUUGUUUCUUCAGAUAAGAAUGUGAAAAAUAAUUCUGUUUUGUUAGAUAAUUUAAAAUCCUCAAAUUUAGUAGAACAAACAAAUGUUAAACCUUUAGGCACAAUUUCUACAAAUGUUUCUGUAACACGGACUAUCUCUAAAUCGAUGAAACCAAAAGUGCUUCCACGGAAGAAGGCUAAAAAAUCUAAUAAGAUUGUAAUAAUAGAUCUUACAACUGACAUCGCUUUCGAACAAUGUAUAAAGAAGAGAAAAUCAAGAAAAGUUGCAUGGCUCGAAGAAGCUAAGAAGAAGCUCAACAUAAAAGCGAUAAGAACGUCACAGAAGAUUAAGAAACAACAAAUAGCAGAAAAUGUAAACUCUUUGAAGAAAAUAACUCUCAAUCAGCGAUUGGAAGAUUCGCGUCAACCCGUACAUGUCACAGAGAAUACAACUUUGAAGAACGAGUCUACAUCUCAAAUACGGGAUAUGAAAUUAGAUAAUGAAAAACUGAAAUCCAUGCAACUUGAUGCGAAACAUAAAAAUACAUCAGUCAAUGGUAACAUAGUAUCUACGAAACAAUCGGUGGAUAUGAAUAACAGUGGCAAAAGUGAAACUAUUGGGACGCUGCACUGCACAGUCUCUUCUUCUGUAAUCGUUGAUAGACCACAGUCUAAUAAAUCUAAAACUUCUAAAAAUUCGCCAUUGGAUAUUUUGGAUGAUGCUAAUAAUAUUAACAGAUGUCAUGAUAUUAACACUACUUCGGAAGCAAAGAAUAAUGACAGAAUAAAUAAUAGACAUAAUACACAGACUGUGAUUAAACGACUGAUAGAAAAAGAUACUCCGCCUGAAAGUGAAACUUAUAAAAGAGUUGAAAGUUUAAGGAAAAUCUGUGAUUUAGGAACAGAACACUCUAAAACUGUAAAUACUCCUCCCAUGAUAUGUGCCCAAGACGAUUCCAAAGAUGAAGAUGAUAGCUCUAAUCAUAAUACUAACUAUCUUAGUACAACUAAAGAUAAAUCUGCGUAUAUAAUUUCGUCUUUAGAGCAUGCGCAUUGCCGAAAUAAUGCAAAGAAUGAAACAAUUGAUAAAAAAAUGAAAAAUUUUGAUAAUGUUGAGAAACACGUGCGAGAAGAUACUCGUAAAACGAUAAGUAAUGAAACACAGUGUUUUAAAUCAAACACAAUUGAUAGUGAAUUAAGUAAAGAGAAAUUUGCAGUUUCUACGACUGCGGCUGAAACUCGCACUACAACAACUGUAAGUAACGUGGAAAUAUUAAUAAAUGAUAUGACAGAAUCUGAACGAUUACGGAAGCCAUGCAUUACUGAAAAUACAAGACAACUACAGGAACCUGAAUCUCAGGAUAAAUAUGUAUCAACAAGCCACGAUACUGCAAAUAAUAUUGUAAGUCUUAAUAUAAUGAACGGAGACCAUUCUAAUGUACAAACAGAUUUAAAGAUUGGUACUUGCAUCGAAAUAAGCGAUGACAUAAGGAAUAGCAGAUUCUCUAAUUGUAAAAUCAGAGAAACUAUUUUUGAAAAUCACACAGCUGAUAAGAAAAAUAUUUCUAAUAUCUACGAUAUGUCACUGUGUUCAAAGGAAGAAGUCAAUGGUGAGAAGGAUAUUCACUUGAAACCAAAUCAUAAAGAAAGCGCAGAAAUUGAAUCUAACAAGAAUUGCAGUAGAGAACAUAACAUAGAGGAAUUAGGAAGAUCUUCUGUAUUAUGCACAAAAAUUAAGAAGGAUCUUCCUGAUCUUGAUCAAACACACGAUCAGAAAUCACCGAAGAAAUCAUACAAGAUAUCACAUAUGAAAAAUAUUCAAAAUAUUCAGUCGGAAAAUAAAUGUAUCAUUCAAGAUGCAGAGUUACACGAUAAUAUAGAUGGGCUUUCGUUAUUAGCCAAUGUUAUUGCAAGUCAACAUGUAUCUCAUCUAAAAACCGAACACGAAUUAAAAUACGAACAAAUCAAAGUGAAGGAUUAUGCAUCAUUAAGAAGCUCUCCUUAUAAUCAAACUACGGAUGAUGAGGCUGAUACCAAUGACUCGUCGAAUACAGUUUCUCAGAUUUUAGAGAAUCCGACUGCUGAAGUUAUCAAUAAAAUAGUUGGGAUUUAUCCGGAGGACGCAUUGGAUAAAGUAGCGCUUCAUGUUGAAGUAACAUCAACAACUGAUCCCGAUGACCGCGAGACCGAUUCAAGCAAUAGCGUUUCGCAUAUUGUUGAAACUAGUAUUAACUAUGAAACAGACACAAUAUCCAACAAUUUAAGUAUGGUGGAAAAUAAUGUGCAGUCAAUAAAGGAGAAUACAAAUGUUAUAUUGAAUGGAGAAACAGUCGUGCUCUUACAAAAAUCUCCCAAUAGUAAUUUAUACAUCAUCAAUAAAGCAGUGGAAAAUGCUCGAGAUCAUAAUAGUGACGAUGAGAGCUGUCCGAUUAAAGAAAAGAGCUGGAUGGUUCCACCGGAAGAUUGUGCAUCAUUCGAAGUCGUUAAUACAUCAGAGCGUAUUUCGUUUAAUUUGGACCUGCCGCAAUAUAGUAAAGAAUUAUCGUGCCAAGAAACCAAGUAUUCCGUCGGAAGAAACAAAAGUAUAAAAAUCGAGCCCGAGGAAGAAAGCAAUUUAAUGAGUAUCACGGAGAUGAAAUCGUACGGUAAGAAAGGCUCAUUGUCGACUGACGUGUUACCGGCGACGUCGCAGAUUUAUCAAGAUACGAACGUUGCGAAUUUGAGUAUCAGUAAGUCGGUCGACAAACGAAAAUCCAAAUCCAUCCUCACUUAUAGGCAAAACAUUAAGCAAGAGUUCAACAAUCAUAUUACGCCGAAUUGUGGAAUACAGGGAUGCAACGGGAUACAUUCGCAUUCUCACGAAGUGAUUGAACCGCAACAUUCGUUACAUAUUCCGGUCACUCAUCCUACGACAAUACCUUCGAUUUACGGAAACUGUGCUGCCGGCACUGAUCUAUGUAUGCCAUAUCACAAGCAUUGCACUUCUGUGUCGUGUAGUUUACAAAUUAAUUCUACUACUUCGCUCCAUUCCCACACGAAAUCCGCUAAUUCAUGCGGGAGAUCGCAUUGCUCAUGUCUAAAUUGUACGUAUGACAUAGUUACGCAUUGUAGACAGUGUAUACACCCUGCCACAGACUCCCACGUGUCUUGCAUUGAAAGUAAUUCUUAUUUUUUGCCCGCACAUUCAUCAGUACAAACAUCCGCCGUCCAAGAGCACGAUAGGACAAAAAGCGAAGCGGUAAUAAGUAAAUUGUAUGACGAACAAAUAUUGCGUAAAAGAGUAUCGCUACAAAAUAAUACGAUGGAGAAGCUGGAUAUACGCGAACCAGAGAAGUUAUUCAAAAAAGAUAUGGAAAACAAGUUGCCGUUAAAAAAGAGAUUGAAGGCUCACGCUAUGAUGGCGUAUGAGAAAGUGCCCAUCAAGACGGAAAAAUUGGAUAACUAUCCUGGAAUUCCCAUGAUGUCCAUAGCAGCCUUAGAAACGAUAGAUGGUACACCGAAACAUCCCGCGCAAAUCAUUAAAUCAUCGUAUGAAUUAUCCCCUAAUGAGGAGGAUAAUCCUCACGGAAGCUAUCAUUUCAAUUCGAAUAUAGUGCGCAGAGAUUAUUACAAAGAUAUACACAUUACUAAUGCACAUCAUAAUCUUACGAAAGAAAGUACAAGAAAUCACGAGCAUCAGUUUCGACCGAACGGUGAUCAGCCUAACGCAGUGUGCCUAGAAAGUUGUCAGGACAGGACACCUGCGCAGCGUAGAGACGUCACGAAUCCAACAUCUCUGAAACGUAUAGCAACGGAGACGAUCGAACAGGAUAGCGCGUGUAAAAAGGCGAAAAAAACACAAUCGUCUAUUAGACAAACGAGAAGCUCAAAAAGAAACGUUCCUAAGGUAAAUUAUUGUUACACCGAUGUUGAUCCAGAAUGGAAUCCGUCCGGUGAGUCAAAACGAAGACGUAAGAAGACUAGUCGAUGAUCAAUACUAUUUCAUUACGAAAAGUCACCGCUGUAAAAAUGAAAACAAAAUAAAAGCAACCUGUACAGAGGACAAAUGUGUUCUUCAUAAGCUGUGGCACUGUAAAUUUGUAAAUAUAUGUACAAAGCGAAAGAGAGCGAAAAAAAUAACUCGUCCUAGGAAGAUUUAGAGAUAGACCGUUCAGCAGCGUGUUCAAGAUUAGCAUCAGUGAAGAAUUAAAUUAGCUAUAUAGAAGACUCCUGCAUAAAAUAUUUUUGAUGUUUGGUUAGAUAUCACUAGAAACGCGCAAGUUGUGAAGAAUUUUAUUCCGUUAAAUAUUGUCUCUCUCUACCCUUGCAAUAUUGUAAAUUGUAUAAGCUUUGUAAGAUAAUAUUUAAAUUUUAAUGUUUUUUCUAUUGUCACAUGGAAGUUGCAAGCUACAUCUAUCGCAAAUUGUAAUUUUCUUAAGCAUGAAAUUCUUUUAAAUUCUUGUAAAAUCAGAUUAAAGUUUUUGUAUAGUUUUUCAUAUAAAUAUGUAUAUACAUAUGUACAUACAUAAUCAAUGCCAAACAGAAACUUAUUUGGUGAAAACCUAGUUUGAAGUAAUAUCAUUUUUAAGUUUCCUGAAGAAUACAAAAUUAGAUUCAGGAAUAUAAUACGACCAGAUUGAUGAUUGAAAGUUAAGAGUGUAUAAAAAAUCUAAAAAUCUCAAAUUCAUUAAACAAAAACAAGAUACAUAAAGUACCAGAAGCAUAUUUGCAUAGAUUAAUUACCCGCUUAUACUUGAGUAACUUUGGGCAAGUGUUUAAUGCAAGCACAUAAUGUCAAUAAAUUCGCUAAAUGGUGCAAAAUUAUUUGUAUUGCCGUACAAUUAUAAAAAUUGGAAAUGUUUAAUUUCUUCCACUUUAUAAUCUGUCCUCUUAUUAUAUAUAGAGAUGCAGCCCUAUAUUAUAUCAGGAAAAAAAUUAUUGUUUAAUAUAAACUUACAUAUACAUACAGGUACCUAUCAAAAUAAGUAGUUAAUCAGCUGAUUCGUACAUAACAAGAAAUUUCAGGUCCCGUUGAAAAAAAAAGAAGAGAUAGUACGCUACAUAAUUGAAAGUAAUUCAUAUAUUUUUCUUGUAAUACAAAUGUCCAUUUUUCGUUAAAAUACGAGCUACGCGAGGGCUACACAAGCUACGUAUUUUAAAAAAAUAAAAUGACCUAAUCGAGCUUGAUAAAUAAAAUGAAAUUGAGGCAUGCAAAGAAAAAUGCACAAUUUAAAUAUCGAUAGUUACCAAGAUAGAAAAGCUUUACAAUUAGCAAGCAUCGUAUAGCUUGUUUCUAAUGUAAUUAUUCAAUAUUUCAGUUCAUAUGUCUGGAAUCUUACUUUAAGAACUGAUUAACAUUAAUAUAUGGCAUUUAAUUAAAUUAUAUUACAUUUUAACAUGAAUUUUUUAUGAAAUAAAAUUUUAAGAACAAUAUAAUUUUUUUAAGUGCUAUUAUGAUAUUGUAAUCGGUUCUUAUGGAAAAUUUGCUCACGUUUAUUGACUUCUAUCUAUUUACUCCUAUGUUAAUGGUUUCAGAGUAUCUAUUAUUAUUGAGCUCUUUUCUGUUAUAACGUGUAUUUGAUCUGAGUCAUAUUGCAGGCCCUGUGUUAAACCUGUGUUAAACCUGAACCAGUCAGCAUCACUAUAUUAUUUUAAUAUGAAUAUCCUAACUACGUUUAAUUCGAGAUAGAUUUGUUUCAAGUAAUGCAUAACUUCAGUGCCAUAUCCCUAUACCUGAUCUCAUAUCUGUGAUCAUUAGCUAAGCAGUAGCUAACAUUUUGUUGUACAAAAAGGAGAUGUACCUUGUUAAGUAGUCUAUUCGAUAGAUUACUUGUCACUGUCACACUUGUCAUUGAUGUACAUUUAUUCAUCUUCGUAAAAAUGAUUGUAGUUAGAGAAUUUUUUUAUUGUAGACUGCUGUACCUCUUAUGUAUUAACUACAAUACUAUUCCCUCAUUUUCAUUAAUUGUUUUGUUUUAAAUGAUAUUUCUUAUACUCUUGACUGAAGAAAGGCGCAUUUUUUUCAUUACCGAUGUUUCUUAUUGUUACUAUUUAUUUAUUAAUUUAUAAUGCGAUGAGUCUGAUAGGCUUAAGUUUAACACAAAUAAAUUUAUAAGUUACUAUAGCUAUAAAUAAUUAGUUUUUAUCAAAAUUGCCAAAAGUCUUCAUACAUAUGGAUCGAAUAUAAAUAGAUUAUUAAUCAUAAAUAAAUUAUUGUAUGCAUAAAGCAUUUAUUAAGGAAAGUCUGACGUCUUAAACAUUAAUCAAGUUAGUAUAGUAAAGUACUUUACAUCAGAUGCCUCAUUAAUUCGUGUUCAUCAAAAAUUCAGUAUUGUGUAUGCAUAGAACAUCUCUUUCGUAAUGAUAUAAAUAAACCUGUAUUUACCUAUAUUUGUACAUUAUGUGCAUUACAUAAAAUGUCGACUGCAUAAAAAAUCGAGGUAAAUAUACUGCACAUAUGGAAAUAUUAAUAUAUUUACCUCUCUCUAUAUAUUAUAUUCACUGGAAUUAUAGAUUCGCUAUUACCUAUAUGAAAUAAGAUUAGAAAUGUUAGAAACUCUCAACAGGGUAAAAACAUUAAUAUGCUUUUGAUGCUCGCAGCAUCGGUUCAUUAUAUUUUACAUAAGUAUAUAUACGUAUACUUAUUAACUAAAAAUAGAAUAUACUAUACCUCUCAACAGGGUAAAAGCGAAAAAUAUUCGGCAAGUUUAUAGUUCGUUUAUAGUUCACAUGAGUACAGUUACUUCUUUUAAUCACACACACUAGUUUAUUUUACAAGUGUAUCUAAUUAUCAUAAUUUUUCCUUUCAGUUUUUAGUAAAGCAUUUUUUAUUACACUAAUAAUAUCGUCCGAGAACUGUAAAUAUGUUUUUAGAUAUAUAUGUUGAUCACAUUUAAAUGUGUUUAUUACGCUGUUAUAUUGCAGUUAUUUUUUUCAAGCAGAUAAGAUUAACGAGAUUUCAAUAUCUGUUCCCAAACAUAUAUUCUAUAUUCUAUACUAGAUAAACAGGUAUCUACGAACUAAAUAUAUAUAGUGAAGGAAAAUGUAUUGAAUGCUUCUAAAAUGAUAGUAGUAAUGAUCUUGCAUAUACAAGUACCAAAUUCUGCAUUUUAAUGAGAAUAGCGUAUCCUUUUUCAUAUAGAUUAUUAUAGUAAAAUAUUUCAGAACUAGAUACUGAGUUCUCUCGAAUUGAUUUUGUACAAUUGCGCGUAAUAAAUGAAUAACUCGAAUGUAUUAAAAAUUGAACUUUUAUUCUUUUUUUUCAGUCUCUGCAUUGUUGUACAUCGUGGGUUAACUUAUCACAAUACAAUUUUUUUUUACACAUGAAAACGCAAUAAUAUCGAAAAUUGAUUAUGAUAAUAAUUUAUCAUAGGUCUACAGAUAUAUAAUUAUUGAACUUACUAUACGUGAAGACUUAAACAAUUUCAUAUGAGAUACAUUAAUAUUUCAUACCUAAAUAUUUGUGUGAAUUCGAUAAAAUUAGGAGAUGUAUUACGACUCACAAAAUACUCUCAUCUAAAUAUCAUUAUAUUUAUUAAUCUAACUGCAUAUUUAAAUAUUUUAUGCAGUACAAAUAAUAAGCAAGAAAAUUUGUUUUAAAAAACAUGUGAAAACAAAUCGUCUAAACAUAUUCUGUCUUUCAUACAUUGAUAUUUCACAAAGAAAUAUAACAACUUGCACAUAAUUCGAUAGAUAUACAUAUAAUAAGUUAUGUAUAUGUAUUAUUUCAAAAUUCCUACGCAUAUGAACUGCAUAACCAGGUUUGACUUUUUUUAAACAAAUUUGAUAGAAGUUCCUUAUACAGUACACAUACAGUAUUUAUUACAUAAAUAUUUUGUAUAUAUAAGAAUGACAAAAAAGAAAAAGAUACAGCUGUGUUCUUAGGCCUAGAGGAUAAAGUUGUAAAUAAAUAACAUUUUACUAUAAAGUUUGCAGAAGAAGAUUAGAGAAUUACGUUUUAAAUCGCGCUGACAUGUACAUUCAACAAAAACAUGUACAAUAUAAUGCAAUAAAGGAAACAGUUUUGAA